This is a messenger RNA of Petromyzon marinus (sea lamprey), 4393 nucleotides long. Lineage: Eukaryota; Metazoa; Chordata; Hyperoartia; Petromyzontiformes; Petromyzontidae. The record is from RefSeq and is a predicted model, not a curated record.
AAAUGUGUUUUUUUUUGUUUUUGCCAACGCGGAAGCGGCUGCGCGGUGCUCGCCUCGCUCAACAUUUUACUGCGGCGUCGUUAUUGUGUCGCUCGCAGUGUUCUCUUUUCUCUCUCGCGCCCUCUCUCUCUCGUUUGCUUUCGUCGUUAACCGUUCGCUCUCGUUGUUGUAAUAGAAGCCGCAUGGUUUAUCCGCCCUUGGAGGGGAGACGCGGAGCGCUGCUCGUAAUCGCAGUGGCGUGCGUGGCCUGGUGGAUUCGAGUCGACUCGAGUUACCCCGAGAGCGAGAGGAGGAUGGAACAGGAGCUGGAGAGCCACCGGGAGAACUUCCGCAAGCAGAAUCGGUCGUGCUUCGUGCUGGGCGCCUCCGGGGAGACGGGCAGCGUCCUCCUGCGCGAGAUCGUGAGCAGCCGGCUCUUCUCGCGCGUCACCACCAUCGGGCGUCGUCAGCUGGAGUUCCCCGACGACUCCUACAAGGACGUGGUGCAGGAGGUGGUGGACUUUGAGAAGCUGGACGACUACGCUAACGCCUUCAAAGGUCACGACGUCGGCUUUUGCUGCCUCGGGACAACGCGGGCCAAGGCCGGAGCUGCUGGCUUUGUGCGCGUGGACCACGACUAUGUGCUCAAGUCGGCUGAGCUGGCCAAGGCGGGCGGCUGUACGCACUUCAACCUGCAGUCCUCCAAGGGUGCAGACAAGAACAGCGGCUUCCUCUACACCAAGGUCAAGGGCGAGAUCGAAGCGGACGUGCACAAAUUGGACUUUGAGAGAUACACCGUCUAUAGACCCGCGGUUCUGCUAUGUGACCGCAAAGAGUCGCGCCCCACUGAGUGGAUGACUCGCAAGGUGCUGUCUCCCGUGGCCGCCCUCUUCCCCACGUUCAUAACCACCCCAGUGGAAACCGUGGUGCGCGCCAUGAUCAACGUGGCCGUCACACCGGCGUCCAAGAGCGUGCAGCUGCUGGAGAACGCCGAGAUCCACCGCUUGGCCGCCGGCAAGGGCGCGCACUGAGCCCGGCUUGCGACGGCGUGCCCGGUGGCCACGGUAAAUGCGGUAAUUGACGUACACCGGAGGACUCCCCUUAUCCGUUUCCCUGUUACCCACGAGUCCUAUUAUCCGAGGGUGUUGUGGGGUAAACUCCUAUUAUUAGCCGCUUCGUUCUUCCAAUUUUUGGCAAUUAUCCGAAAUUUAUUCUCAUAUAAUUCAUAAUGGAACAGCUUCCAAUCAAGCGCUCAUUUAAUGUAAGUAUGUAUGUUGAACUUCUGUUGCACCGUUUGUAGCCAACCGUGCUAAUCGGAGGCGUGAGGGAAGGACAACAAACGAAACACAAAAAGCAGUUCUAAAGUAAUGAGUUUUCGAUCGACACUUAAAAGUGCAUAGCUCCUGGUGGCUUCCUCAUGUUGAAGUACAGAUAAGUAGAGCUGCAUGGAAAAAUGUCAUCAAAUUACCCACAGCUUAUCCGAAGUUUUCCCAUAGAUAAGUUUAGCAACAUCUCAGAUAAUAGGAUCUGCAAUAUUUGUCUCCCCACAUCACGGAAUAGAGGAGUGCUCCUGUAAUUGAUAAUGAACCUCACCUGGCUAUUGAGUUGUCAGCGGCCUGCAGUGUCAAGGCCACUCGCCGCCGCCUUACAGCUCGGCCGUGUGUCUGUAAUUGUGCCUUGGUGGGUCUAGCGUAGGAACAUGUGGUGGCAUUGAUCGCAGCAUUUGUUGAUCGUGAAUUGUUGUUGGCUGGAAUAAUAGACAUCAUCCCAAGCUUCCCCACAGGCUCGGGGAGUAUUGGUCGACUGUGAUAGGAAACUUAUUUGUUGUUUUUCCAGCCUGCACUUACUAAUUUGCCUGUCUAAUGAGUGCCUCAUCAUUGACAGAAAUAGUUGGAAGUGGUUUACAUUUGAGAAUGUGAAUUAAAUGCACUACAUAUCUUGCUUGGGAUGUUAUGCUUUUAUGUACAGCAUCCUUAACACGGUGCGUAUUCGAUAGACGUGCGCAAUGGUGUAUGACCCUUGGUGAUUGAUGGUCGUCGGGAGUCAUUGGAACAUUAACUCUUGACGCAUGAAAGAAAUUAAACCGGUUUGGUAAAACUCAUUUGACUGAACUGAUCACGUUAGGCCGUGAUUAAACCACUCGCGACAACUUGGGGCACAUGGACAUUUUAUUUCACAUCUGGGAUCCUUCGACCACAGCUGGGAGAUUAUAAUAAUUAUAAUUAUUUAUAAUUAUUAUAAUUGGCAUCGCACAGUGAGUUUAAGUAGGUACGGAAUCCACUGGGGAGGCGGUGAAACUGCACCUGAGCCAAUGGCCUAUGUGCCAGGCGAUGGAAAAGGUGUGAAAUUAUGAUGUGGGGCACCAUUUCACUUUUUGUUAAAGCGUAGCCUCAAUAUAUUUCAGGGUAUCAGCCAAAAUGAACGUUUGAUGCAGGAAAAUGUUAAACCUGGAGGGGGUCGUCCACCGUAAUUGGGUGAUUGUGGCUGUAUUCAUAUUUUUUUUUAAAUCAGAAGUUGGAUGGAAAUGGGAAAACACAUACUGGGAAUGUUACUGAACACAGCUCAAUUUCUAAUUCUUCUCACUCACCCAAUAUUAAAAUGAAUAUGAACCUAAAGCCCGCGUCAAGGAGGUAGUGUGUGUAUAUCAGACAUGUCGGUGUGAAAUGGAUGAACUAAACCGGUUUAUUGCCUUUUCCAAUCAAAAAGGGUUACUAUUGUGUUUGGAGCUGACAUCUACUGAUAAGGUUGAGCAAGGUAAUGAAUCGGUAAACAAAUCGGUACACAAAGACGUACAGCGAUCGCCCAGUAACCAAACAGGCAAACGGGCACUUGAGCAUGCAGUUUACAAAGCUCUUGAAGUGACCUAAUGUACCAUGUGAAUACAAACGCACUACUUGUUCAUCUUCUGUUGGUCAGCAGACUUGGACUUGCAAAUCCAGAGGUCGCCGGUUCGACCAGGUUGCUGGCACGGCCUGGCGAAACAAUGGCUCGCGUUUCUCUAAUCCCUGCCGUCUCUGUCCGCGCAGCAAAAUAAAUUAAUGCUUACACCGCAUUGCGUUACGGCGGGGUAAAGUGUGGCUAACCGCCCGCAUUAAUUCCAAGAGGUCUGGCCGGCGCGGAAGAGUAGGCCAAAAUGCGCUUCAGAGAUGGAGGAGUGGGGGGGGGGGGGCUCUCUUUGAGCCUCCUCGAGCGGAAGCCGUUCCGCCAGCAGUGACGUUGGCGUGAAAUCGUGGGGGUUCGGUUACAGCUCGACCUUCGAUUCUCUUCGUGCGCUGUAACCCCGCCAUGUUGUCGCGAGGCUUCAGGCGCCGGCUGCCAAAUUCUCGGCUGCGGAGGAGCCGCAUACAGAAGCCGCGGGGGGCGGGGGGGGGGGGCGGGAGGGCGAGCUGCAAACGCCGGCGUCAGGAGCCCCCCCUCCACCUCCCCCCGGUGCGUCUCUUAAAACAAAUCCUCCCGGAGGUGCGCACCAAAGGUGACCCCCCCCCCCCCGCCCCACCGCCUGUACCGUGGACCUUGUGCCCGGUGGCUUCUAUGGCGCAGGUGGGGGCAGGGCAGCAGCAGGGCGGCUCGUGUGGGCGGGUGGUGGCUCGGGGUGGACUUCUUGGAGUCGUUGAGGGCCCCCCACCCACCCCCACACACCCCCCCCCCCCCCGAUUCUCGAGCUCCUCUCCCGGCCUUUCCGAUGACCGAUUGUCCUUAAUUGCGGCCGACCGCCGGAUCCGACGGGUCGCCCGCUUCUUUGUGGAGGCUCGAGAGGGAGCUUUCGCUGGAUUUCCGGAGGUCAAUAUCGGCGCUCGCACGGCAGUGCUAAUAUUUGCUGCGCACGGUUUCAAAACGGGGGGAUUUUAUUGGGCAAAUACGUUCAACGGGCUCCUCUUUUUGGGGCUUGGCCCCAAAAAAUGUUGCUCCGUGCUUUCUUAACAGCCGAGGCGCCCAACGGACAGGGGACGGACCUGGGAUACACGGUGCGGCGCGUUGUGACGUGAAGAUGAAUUGCUGGAGCGUGCUUGCUGGCGGUACGCAACGUAACGUGACCUCGUGCUCGCUCUUUAUUUUUUCCUUUUUUUUUGUUACGCCAAAGACAAAUGUAUCGUGGUUUCGAUCGCAAGUGCAUGACGUGCACUUGUGGAAUUGCGUGAAAAAAAAAACGGGCAAUGGGAAUAUAUAACUGUAAAUGUGGCGAAUGUACGUCCGUCCUGGUGGGCGGUGUGGCGAAUGUUAUAUUUUGAGUGCCUUGAUCAUAUUUGGCAUUUUGUUUACUGUGCUUGGGUCUGUGUAUGAAUUCUGUUUCACUCUCAAGGCUGCCAUAUGUAUCGAUAUAAAUUGUUCUUUAAGGGAUUGAGUGGUUUUUUUUGUUUUCAAUCAUUCGCUGUUAUGAAUGAGGUCAUUCAAUAAAUUAAGCGGAGAAAGCAAA